ACUGAUCAGUUGAAAAACUAAGCUGCAACGUUAAGCAAGCAAGCACACAGAGUAGAAUUGUUAAUUGGCAAUGGAUUUGGCUGGCAAAAAUGUGGUUUACCUCGGUGGCUUUGGCGGCAUAGGCCAAAAAACAUGCAGCGAACUGCUCGAGCGCCAACUUCAAGCGUUGGCCAUAUUCGAUCUGACGCUGAACGAAGAGAUCUUGACUACAUGGCAAUCCAAAUUUCCCAACACCAAGAUAUUUUAUCUAAAAGUGGACAUUACCCAAAGAUCAGACAUCGAGGCUGCCUAUAAGGAGGCUGUUGAGCGUUUGGGACAUUUGGAUCUGGUGGUGAAUGGCAUGGGACUGAUGGAUGAUCGGCAUAUUGAUCUCACUAUACAGAUCAAUUUGAUGGGAGUGAUAAACAGUUGUCUGAUUGCCCUCGAAUACAUGGAUAAGUCAAAGGGCGGCAAGGGAGGCAUGAUUGUGAACAUCUCCUCGGUGGCGGGAAUCCAACCAACUCCACUCAUGUCCGUCUAUUCGGCAGCCAAGCAUGGAGUGACAACUUUUACUCGCUGUCUUGCGCACCCUCCCUAUUUUGACAUCAUGGGUGUCGCCUUUGUCACCAUCUGUCCUGGCUUCACUGAGACUCCUUUGCUUAAUGACCUAGCCGAUAAGAUAACAUUCAAAUUCGAGACGCCAAUGGCCUUAAGGAAAGCAAAGCGUCAGCCACCUCAAGUUUGUGCCGAGAACUUUGUAAAGGUCAUUGAAAAGGCCCAAAAUGGCACAGCUUGGUUGCUGGACGUGGGUGAGAUCAAAGAGAUUGAAUUCCCCGUGAUGUGGAUACCCCAGCUUGAACAAUAACUAAGUAUAACCAAAUCUGUUUUAAUAUUAAGCAUCGGUUAUUAUUGUUUUUUAAUAAAGUUUAUCGAUAUUUUAGA
Drosophila sulfurigaster albostrigata is the source of this 921-nucleotide messenger RNA. Its product is annotated as alcohol dehydrogenase-like. Lineage: Eukaryota; Metazoa; Arthropoda; Insecta; Diptera; Drosophilidae. Gene Ontology annotation, molecular function: alcohol dehydrogenase (NAD+) activity. The coding region runs from base 71 to 844 and encodes 257 amino acids. The record is from RefSeq and is a predicted model, not a curated record. Gene Ontology annotation, cellular component: cytoplasm. The transcript is spliced from 4 exons.